Molecule: messenger RNA, 1842 nt
Organism: Aedes albopictus (Asian tiger mosquito)
Lineage: Eukaryota; Metazoa; Arthropoda; Insecta; Diptera; Culicidae
Gene: eIF4A
Product: eukaryotic initiation factor 4A
Exons: 4
Coding region: 145-1359 (404 amino acids)
Molecular function (GO): RNA binding; ATP binding; RNA helicase activity
Source: RefSeq, a predicted model, not a curated record
CGACCCGUUUCACACCCCCUCUGGCCUAAAAACCGUACGUCGAAACUUCUUGCUGCAGAACUGACAAUAUGGCGACCUUUCGCUUGGUUUACAAAAAUCAAAUUCAGCACGUGUGUAAAGGUGCCAAACUACAAUCGUGAAAAUAUGGGUGAUAACAGACAGGAGCAAACCUACGAUGGCCCCGCUGGAAUGCAACCGGACGGAGUCAUCGAGUCCAACUGGAACGAAACCGUCGACAACUUCGACGACAUGGACUUGAAGGAGCAGCUGCUCCGUGGCAUCUACGCCUACGGUUUCGAGAAGCCGUCUGCCAUCCAGCAGCGCGCUAUUAUGCCGUGCAUCAAGGGUCAUGAUGUUAUUGCCCAGGCCCAGUCUGGUACUGGUAAAACUGCAACGUUUUCCAUUGCGAUCUUGCAGCAGAUCGACACCAGCCUUGCAGAAUGCCAAGCGCUGAUUCUGGCUCCAACCCGUGAGUUGGCCACCCAGAUCCAGAAGGUAGUGAUUGCCCUCGGCGACUACCUGAACGCCCAAUGCCAUGCCUGCAUUGGUGGUACGAAUGUCCGCGAUGACAUGCGUAAGCUGGAGAUGGGUUGCCACAUCGUGGUCGGAACCCCGGGACGUGUGCACGACAUGAUCAGCCGUAACGUGCUGCGCACCACCCACAUCAAGCUGUUCGUCCUGGACGAGGCUGAUGAAAUGUUGUCCCGUGGGUUCAAGGACCAGAUUCAGGAUGUUUUCCGUAUGUUGCCCAAUGAUGUACAGGUCAUUCUUCUGUCCGCUACCAUGCCGGCUGAAGUGUUGGAAGUCUCCACCCACUUCAUGCGUGAGCCAAUCAAGAUCCUGGUCAAGAAAGAGGAACUGACACUGGAAGGUAUUAAACAAUUCUACAUCGAUGUGAAACAGGAAGGCUGGAAACUCGGCACACUAUGCGAUCUGUACGAUACGCUGUCCAUCACUCAGGCCGUCAUCUUCUGCAACACCCGCCGCAAGGUCGAUCAGCUGACCGCCGAAAUGGCCGCCCAGAGCUUCACCGUUUCUUCCAUGCACGGUGAUAUGGACCAGCGUGACCGUGAUUUGAUUAUGAAGCAGUUCCGUACCGGAUCGUCCCGUGUCCUGAUCACCACGGAUCUUCUCGCUCGUGGUAUCGAUGUGCAGCAGGUUUCCCUAGUUAUUAAUUAUGACCUACCGACGUUACGGGAAAACUACAUCCACAGAAUCGGUCGAGGUGGUCGUUUCGGUCGUAAGGGAGUUGCAAUCAACUUCGUUACUGAGGCUGAUAAGAGAGUGCUGACAGACAUUGAGAAACAUUACAACACCUCCAUCGAAGAGAUGCCAGCAAAUCUGGCUGAUAUGCUGUAAAUCCUACCUGCCCAGCAACAAACAAAAAGAUAAACAACAACAGCAGCAACAACCAAUAAAAAAAAUAAAAUCAGCAACAACACCGUCAGCUAAAAGUAGUAACAUCAACGACCGAAUAUUACGACCGGAAAAAACGAAAAUCCACGACACUUCGUUGAAACAAGGAAACCUCCUGGAACAUCUUAUUACCCCAAUCAAACAACAACUGAGACAUCAAAUUCAGGUGAAGAAAUAUUCCAAAACGGCUAACAUACAUACAAUUUUUACCAACAACAACAACCACAGCCCAGUUUACGUGAGUCGAAAGAAGAAUUGCGAGCGAAUGUUUGUGAGAUUUCCCUAGAAGAUUAUUAAGCGUGUGCUCAGUUCAUCAGCAGCUGCAACAGCAACAGAUACGCCUCGUUUCUUUCCAAUAAUGUAUGAUUGUACUUCUAAAGGAACAUCUUCAAAGAUAAAUAAAUUCCUAGUACUAUGAAUUAUCAA